This is a messenger RNA of Salmo salar (Atlantic salmon), 2493 nucleotides long. RefSeq names its product reticulon-4 receptor-like 2. Gene Ontology annotation, molecular function: protein binding. Lineage: Eukaryota; Metazoa; Chordata; Actinopteri; Salmoniformes; Salmonidae. The record is from RefSeq and is a predicted model, not a curated record. Gene Ontology annotation, cellular component: plasma membrane.
GCUCACCAAGUAUAAACCCAAUCCCGGGAGUUCUCCCUGUCACUCACUCACUCAACCGCACCGACUCGGUCACCAGAGCUGAACUUCAGCGGAGAUAGCAGGCACUUUCUCAGCGCUCAGGCUAGCUCGCUUUCGGCUUUGGUUCGAGAUGGAGACUCGCUCGACUGCACGGAGAUCUCGGAGCUCCAAUAUCCACAACUUCAAGAGUGGGCUCACCCUGUGGCUGCUGCUGUGGUUGGUGGUGCUGAAGCCCAGUGGGGCGGGGGCGUGUCCAAGGCUGUGUGUGUGUUACCCGUCGCCCAUGACGGUUAGCUGCCAGUCUCAGAACUUCACCACCGUGCCCUCAGGAGUGCCCUACGACUCCCAGCGCGUCUUUCUGCAGAACAACCGCAUCACCGAGCUCAGAGCAGACUCCUUUGGCUUCGAGACACAGGUUCUCUGGCUCUACUCCAAUAACAUCACACUGAUUGAGGCUGGAGCCUUUAGCAACCUGAGGGUUCUAGAAGAGCUGGACCUUGGUGACAACCCGUUGCUCCGGCGACUGGAGGGUGGAGCGUUCCGGGGACUGGAGAAGCUGCAGAGUCUGCACAUGCACCGCUGCAAGCUGGCCGCUCUUCCCCUCGACCUCUUCCUCAAACUCUACAGCCUGCAGUUCCUCUACCUGCAGGAGAACCAGCUGCACUUCAUCCAGGAUGACCUCUUCUCCGACCUGGUCAACCUGACCCACCUCUUCCUGCAUGGCAACCGUAUCCGCACGCUGUCCGAGAACGUGUUCCGCGGCCUGGUCAACCUGGACCGCCUCCUGCUCCACGACAACCGCAUCCGGCAGGUGAACCGCCGUGCCUUCCGUGACCUGGGCCGUCUGAGCAUCCUCUACUUGUUCAACAACUCCCUGGCAGAGCUGCCGGGCCAGGCCAUGAAGGACGCUGUGGCACUCCAGUUCCUCCGCCUCAAUGGGAACCCCUGGUCCUGCAGCUGUGAGGCCCGCCCCCUGUGGGAGUGGUUCCGUACAGCUCGCAUCUCCUCCUCUGAGCUGAUGUGCUCAUCCCCCUCCCACCGCCGUGGACAGGACCUGCGCUUCCUCCGCGAGAUGGACUUUGCCCUUUGCCCCCUCCCUGACCCCGGGUCACUGGCUGGCACCACCACAACCACCUUUAGCACCAAGACAAGAUGGUGGUUCUCCAAGCACAAGCCUGUGUCCUCAUCCAAAGGAAUCUUCCAGAAGAGCUCGGAGAAGGUCAAGGUGUUCCCCUUGUCCUCAGUCAAGCCCAGCCAGACUUCCGACCCUUCCUCCACCUCCUUCUCCUCUAAGUACGAGCUGGCGGAGGAGGAGGUGAACCUUCCCAAGGUGGACCAGGAGGAGUACUGGGCAGACUACGGGAAUGAAGACGCCUCCGUGCGCUGCUUCGAGCUUGAGUGUCCGCCCGGUUACGACACCCCGGUCCUCCCGCCCUCCUCCUCCUUCUCCCUCACUCCGUCUUUCCUCCCUCUCCUCUCCCUUCCUGUGCUAACUCUGUCCCUCCAGCUUCUCUUUGGCUGAACAUCCCCCCCAUCAGCCGCUCCUUUUCUCCAACUUUAUUUUCUCCCUCCUCUUUCUUCUCUUCACACCUGGAUCUUGAUUCCUUUCAGUUUCCCCCCCCGGCCCCCCAGGGGGCGGUACACUGAUGUAGAAGCAGGCAGGCAGUAGGGAGCUGCUCUCAGGAGCACAGGUGAGAUGCAGUGUAGGCUAACACCAUUUGAUUGGAGGGCACCGCUGCUGCUGAUAGGGCUGAGCUCAUUUUUCACUGAGUUGACACCACAGCAGCAGGUUCUAUUCCCGUGACAGCACGAUAGUGUGGCCAGUUUACGCGAGCUCCAAUCACUACUGUACCACCGCACUAACACAUCACACACCAGGACACUUACACGUCCAUACAUAUAGCACAAUACUGCAUUCAAUUCAUACCACUCAGUAAGAUGGUGAUGUUUUGAGGAAGUUUUUCACCACAACUACUAGUUUGUAUACGCAGCAAACAACGCAGGCGUUGGCUAUUUUGUACGGCGCCAAGCGCUCACCAUUGUAAACCACUGCAUACCAGUUCUGCAAAGAAAAUAUUUUCAAAAGCAACACUUUCUUUUGUUUUUGGUUUAAUGACAUCAGAGACAUGACAUCUUUGUUCACUGACCUUUCAACUUUCACCUCUCCCUGCGAUACCAUGGCUAAAGCAGCAAGACAUAGAAAGCACUGAGGGCAUCUCAUAAAGGAAAUAGUAGGAAGAACAAUGAUGGUAAAAUACUGUAGUGAGACAACUAUCAGUGAAAUGGUAGAGGAGCGGUGGAUAUAAGUCAACUAUGAAGAAAAGGAGGGUGAUAAUGUACAGGUAUAGGAGAGAGAGAUAACAGGUUAAAGUUCCAAGGAUGAUGACAAACAAGAGAUGAUAAAAUAGAGAGCGAAGCAGAGAGAGUGUGAGAGUGAAAGGAUUGUUAAGUUGUUAAGACGUACAGCAGAGAUCA